AUGGCCUAUACUCCGUCAAAAAAGAAUGUCGCUGCACAGAAGGCGAGCCGCCCGGCUUCGCAUAAUGAUACGGCCAUGACCGGGGCCGCUCCGCCCAAGAAGAAGAGUUAUGCAUCGGAAGGAGUGACAGACAAUGAUGUGUUUCUUUUACCUGCCUCUGACUACCAGAUCAUGGGUUUGUUGACCAUUGUGGCUGCUGUGGUUCGCUUGUUCAGGAUCUACCUGCCGACCAGUGUGGUCUUUGACGAAGUUCACUUUGGUGGCUUUGCUACAAAGUAUAUCAAGGGCAAAUUCUUCAUGGACGUCCAUCCUCCUCUGGCAAAACUCCUCAUCACUCUCGCAGGCUGGGCCGCCGGUUUCAAAGGGGAUUUUGACUUCAAAGAUAUUGGGAAGGACUACCUUGAGCCCCAGGUCCCAUAUGUUGCAAUGCGCAUGGUGCCAGCUGUUCUUGGAGUCCUGACCAUUCCUACCAUGUUCUUGACAUUGAAGGCGGCCGGGUGUAAAACAAUCACCGCCUGUCUAGGAGCCGGACUCCUCAUCUUCGAAAAUGGCUUGGUGACACAAUCCAGACUGAUUCUUCUGGACUCGCCCCUCGUCAUUUGCACGGCUUUCACAGCCCUCGCUUGGACUUGCUUCACAAACCAGCAUGAACUGGGACCCGAACGGGCUUUUGAUGCCAGCUGGUGGUUCUGGCUUGCAGCAACAGGCCUUGGUCUCGGGGCAACAGUCAGUGUUAAAUGGGUCGGUCUCUUCACCAUUGCCUGGGUAGGCAGUUUGACGGUCCUGCAACUGUGGGUUCUGCUCGGCGACUAUGUCAAUGUCACUCCGAGAAAGUGGUUUAAACACUUAUUCGCUCGCGUGUUUUGCCUCAUUGUCAUUCCUAUUGCCUUUUACGUCGGCAUGUUUGGGAUUCAUUUCCUGUGCUUGGUCAAUCCGGGAGACGGAGACGGAUUCAUGUCAUCGGAAUUCCAGGCAACGUUGAACAAUAAAGGAAUGGCAGACACUCCUGCAGACGUGGCGUUUGGUAGUGAGGUAACACUCCGACAUCAGAACACACAAGGUGGUUACCUACACUCUCAUCCACACAUGUACCCUACUGGGAGCAAACAACAACAGGUUACGCUGUAUCCUCACAAGGACGAAAACAACAUCUUCUUGAUUGAGAAUCAGACCCAACCCCUCGACGCGGAGAAUGUGACCAUUCCCGGACCUCGCGCGUGGGCUGAGUUACCCCCUACAUGGAUUAAGGAUGGCGAUGUUAUCCGGCUUUACCACAUCAUGACUCACCGUCGUAUUCAUUCUCACGAUGUUCGACCUCCAGUCACUGAGGCGGAGUGGCAGAACGAAGUCACUGCUUACGGCUACGAGGGGUUUGAAGGAGACGCCAACGACCUGUUCCGAGUGGAAAUCAUCAAGUCCAUGUCUGAUGGGGAAGAAGCAAAGACCAGGUUGAGAACAAUCCAGAGCAAAUUCAGACUCGUCCAUGUCAUGACCGGUUGUGUGCUAUUCUCUCACAAGGUUAAAUUGCCAGACUGGGGGUUUGAACAACAAGAGGUGACCUGUGCCAAAGGAGGUACUCUGCCGAACAGCGUCUGGUAUAUUGAACAAAACUGGCACCCACAAUUGGGCGACGAUGUUGAGAAGGUCAACUACAAGGACCCCGGAUUCCUGGGCAAGUUCUGGGAAUUGCAGAAGGUUAUGUGGAAAACCAAUGCUGGCCUCGUUGAGUCACAUGCAUGGGACUCUCGACCUGACUCGUGGCCGAUUUUGAGACGCGGUAUCAACUUCUGGGGCAAAGACCAUCGCCAGAUCUAUCUACUCGGAAACCCUGCCAUUUGGUGGCCUUCGACGCUGGCAAUCUUGACAUAUGUCAUCUUCAAGGGCAUUGCUAUCCUCCGAUGGCAGCGCAGCUGCAACGACUACUCAGACGUCACCUUCAAACGCUUCGAUUACGAAAUCGGACAAACCGUCCUAGGUUGGGCAUUCCACUAUUUCCCCUUCUUCUUGAUGGCACGACAAUUGUUUUUGCACCACUAUUUCCCGGCUCUUUACUUCUCCAUCAUGGCCAUGUGCCAGAUCUUCGACUUUGUCACCAAUCGAAUUGCAAUUUUUGGCUUGAAGAAGUAUCCCGAGAUCGGCCGCACCAUUGCUGUGCUUUUUGUUGCAUUUGCAAUAGUCGUCUUCACUUUGUAUGCCCCGUUGGCUUACGGCAGUCCUUGGACACAAGAUCAAUGCAGAAAGGUGAAGCUUUUCGACACAUGGGACUUCGACUGCAAUACGUUCCACACAGAUUAUGCGAAAUAUUCAACGCCUCUCCCGUCGUUUGGAGAUGUCACUCCAACAGUACCCUCGGCUCAAGUGCCGUCCGAUAGGAAGGACGACCCAUCCGCGGUCACCCCUCAAGUUGGCGAAGGCAGUGUGAUUGCCAAGGAGGAGCAUGUGGAGUAUCGCGAUCAGAAUGGCAAUCUGUUGGACGAAACUCAGGUAGCUGCGCUGAUGGCUGAGGGCAAAGCAUCCUUCCAGACCAAGUACGAAACACGCACAAGGAUGGUGGACGAGUACGGAAAUGAAGUCAAUCCUUCGGGAGUUGCGCCAGACCACCCAGAUGUAGAGGGACAGAACCCGUCGACGAAAGGAGUUCCAGAGGAAGAAGCAAGGAGUCAACCCGCUGAUGCUAAAGCAGGCGGUUCCGUGAAGAAGGAAGAUGAUGGGAAAGCUAAGCCUGCCAGUGAUGCCAGUGAGGCGACCAAGUAG
This is a messenger RNA of Capronia coronata CBS 617.96, 2754 nucleotides long. Its product is annotated as dolichyl-phosphate-mannose-protein mannosyltransferase. Gene Ontology annotation, molecular function: dolichyl-phosphate-mannose-protein mannosyltransferase activity. Gene Ontology annotation, cellular component: membrane; endoplasmic reticulum. The transcript is spliced from 3 exons. NCBI's taxonomy places the organism in Eukaryota, Fungi, Ascomycota, Eurotiomycetes, Chaetothyriales, Herpotrichiellaceae. The record is from RefSeq and is a predicted model, not a curated record. Bases 1 to 2754 code for a protein of 917 amino acids. Gene Ontology annotation, biological process: protein O-linked glycosylation via mannose.